This is a messenger RNA of Spirometra erinaceieuropaei, 12795 nucleotides long. The record is from the annotation of a GenBank genome assembly. Lineage: Eukaryota; Metazoa; Platyhelminthes; Cestoda; Diphyllobothriidea; Diphyllobothriidae.
AUGGUUACCGUCACCAAGUUCCUUGGCCGGUUGCCCCCAAGUGCCAGUUUCUAUAUGCUACGUAUCGAAGCACGUGUGAGUCAGCCCAGGGGACUCAUAAAAAUAGUGCGUUUCUAGACUCAAUAUUAACAACAGCAUUUUUUAUGUGGUUUGUUUUUAUGUAUCAAAUACAUCCCGAAGGUAGCAGUAGUUUCGAUUCUUGUUCUCGCCCUUCCUGUGCGUGUCUGUUCUGUUUAUUUCGCACGUCUUCGCUUUUUUUACUGUUGAAAGUUCUGUGCUCAUUAGGAGUUUGUGAUUUCAACUCUUCUGUUUUUAAGUCGGGUACUUGAUCAUCCUCACUGAGAGCUGCGUUAUGCCUAGGCAGGGAUGACCUCCCCUGGUAACAUUGGACUUGUUUUCUGGCAGCCUCUGCUUACGUUAUUUUGUUAGUUCGUAACUAAUUUUGUUAGUGGGUUGUCUUUCUAGCCGUGACCAGAUGCAUCAGUCCGUUUUCGCAUGUGGUGUGUUGAACACGACCCAGGCAAUCUACCCUGACUCCCCAUAGCCUGUUAAGUGGAAUUCACGAACGCACUAGACCGCGGGGUGCCUCAGACUUCUUAAUCGACAAGUGUGUUGCCACUGCGGACCCAGGAAAAUCAAAGCUGCUACCGCACUGCUUAGACGGUUGUUGACGGAAGUUGAUGAUGGGGUUGUUAUGAAGGAGGUCCAUGUAAUGCUUCCACCACGCUUUCAGCCUAUCGUCAGAAACAUGAAUCCUGCUCUUCAAGGACUGAAUGUUUUCAAGUACAGACAAUCGUUUUCAGGAACUCACGUGGUGGUUAUUUUUUUCAAGGCGCUGUUGGGUCUUUGCAUUUGUCUUGCGCUUCCUGCUUUCCAGCGGUCGUUCUGGUUCACGUUCAGCCGUUGUCUGUUGCAAGCUGCCUCCUCCUUUACGAAUGUUUCUGGACGUUUUGCAUUAAUAGACUCCACCCGCCGAAGGUUUUGACUCAACAUUAAUGGGUCCCGAACUGUGCUGCCUCAACAACCCAUGAUCUUGCUCCCUUUUGUUGAAUCCCAGACGUUUGUGUAGUUUCCAAUUUCAUUAUGAGAGCGCGGUGCGCAUUUAGACGGCGACUCAUUGUUUGAGAUUCGCCACUCGCCAGACCGAGGGGAUUGCUGCCUGCACAUCUCUGAUGUUCCCCUCCAUUUGAUUAUCUAAGGUCGGAACAAUCAACUCGAUGCCUCUUUGAGAGUUGCCAUAUCAUACGUGCCUGUUCAGUUAGCAGAAACAAUGUGGCGAUCACGAGAAAGUCUGCCACAAACUUCGACGAUUCACGUCAGAGGUCGUUUUUUAUUUGGUCAUCAACCAUGAAAAUCAGGUUACAACGCGGACCGAGAGACUAAUGUUGUCUUUCAACUGACUGCUAAAGAUAAAAUAAAAACGAUUUGCAUAUCAACACCGUUUUACAUAGACUCCUUUGCCUUUCAGAUGCUAAGCAAGUUUUUGCUGAUGUCAGCUAAAACGGCAUUAUAUGUCUAGACAUUUGCGUUAAGGAUUACGAGACACCACUCUGCCCCUUUCAUGAGUAUCAGUAAUCUCUGACUUAUUGGGCCUGUGUUGAGAAUUUUAGAUGCACGUCCAGUUUGCCGAUCUCAGUUUUCUGAUAUUGGGUUCACUUAACAGAAGAAAACAGACACCCGACUCUGCUCCCGUACAAACUGUCGGAUAUUACAAUCUCAUGAUCUAACUUCCGUCCGCUCGUUGACAGUAAAAGUUUCCUAACAUGUCCGGUAAAGGUUCUUUCAUCCCGACCCCUGCGUCGUGCUUAAGCUGACCGUAAUGAAUGCUUAAGACUGUUCGUAUUCAGCCCAAAUUUUCUGCAAGUUUUGUAAAGCGUUCGCCUUCGUUGAAUCCUCGUAAAUGCCUCCGAGUAGAUGGGUGCUACAUCAUUUCUAACUACAGUGCUAAAAACAAGGGCUUAAAUUUAGGUCAGGGUGAAAACUGUUGUCUCCCAUCCUGUGUUCGUUUGCCUCGUGUUUUCCAAUCCACUUUGCUUUUAUAUUUACCAAAUAAUUGUUUUGAAUACUGACAUGUUCCAGAAUAUGGAGGACCAAGGAGAACAGUCACCACCACCGACUGAUGGAAGUUUUCCUCAGCCAGCUGCUCUUGGGAGCGAGCCUCAGAUUUUAGAGACACCCGAAGACAUCAGAAACAGGAGAAACCAGGUCCUUGACCGAUACGCAGCGUUUAAAGAGGCGACGGAUGAACGCCGACGACGCCUUGAAGAGGCUAAACGGUGCGGCAUUCUUUAUUGUUCAUAUUUUUAGAUACCAAUACUUUAAACGCGAUGCCGACGAAUUGGAGAGUUGGAUGCUUGAAAAGUUGCAGACAUACCAGAACGAAGACUUCAAAGAUCUUGCAAAUUUGCAAGUAAGUACUUUUUCGCAUCCGUGCUAUCUUAUAGAGCAAAAAACAAAAACACCAAGCCUUGGAAUUGGAAGUGAAGGCCCAGUCGGAAACUCUGGCUUCUUUGGAUAAGAGCGGUGAGGAAAUGAUAUCACAAAACCACUAUGCGUCCGAGAUAAUAAGGGUUUGUUUCACCCUUUUUAAUUAUCCUUCCCUUCCAGAACCGCUUAGAUGAUCUACAUGCUCUAUGGGACAAAUUAAUGGCCAUGUUCCGGGAAAAGUCUCGUCUGCUAAAUCUAACCCUGGAGUACGUGCUGUUUCUGCGCCGGGUGGAUGAGAUCCUGUUUUGGAUUCGCGAAAAGGAAACUUUUGUAACAUCGGAGGAAUUUGGUCAGGAUCUAGAACACGUCGAAACACUCCAGAAGAAGUAUGAUGAAUUUGUGAAGGUAAGGUCCUUUUAGCCUCGCCUCUCCCGUUUACUUUCCGCCUUAACUCUCCCAUGAAUUGGAAUUUCUACACUUAUCAUAGCUAGUUUUAAACUGCCCUGGUGCAUUUCCGAUAAUCCCGCUUGCCGAAUUUUAUUUUUCUGUUAUUGCUCUAUAUGGCAGCCCACUCCUUAAUCAGCUUUUCGCAGGUUCACCCCUACUCCAAUUUAAUUUUUUGUUUUAAGGACCUAGAAUAUCAAGAAGGACGGGCUGCGGAAAUAUAUGUAAAAGCGGACGAGCUUAUUCAAGAACUUCCUGAAGAAACCCUCGUCAUGGACAAGAAACGGGAAGUUCAAGAAGCCCUAGAGCGUCUGAAGGAUCUUGCGAGGAGACGUCAGCAGAAACUAUUUGAGGCCCACGAGAUCCAACGUUUCUUCCGCGAUACGGAUAAAACCAUUUCAUGGAUAAAUGAGAAGUCAAUUCCGUUGUCUGUUGAAGAUUGUGGCCGAGAUCUUGUGUCCGUCCAAGCCCUGCAACGAAAACACGAGGCACUGGAGCGCGAUCUAGCUGCUCUGGAGGACAAAGUCUCGCAGCUCGGUGUUGAUGCUGACGCAUUGUCUGAGAAACACCCCGACUCGCGCGAUACCAUCAAGGGCAAGCAUGGGGCUUUAGCAGAAGCUUGGCAACAGCUAAAGGAUAAGGCUACUGAUAGGCGUCGCCGACUGGAGGAAUCCUUCUUAUUGCAUCGUUUCCUCACUGACUGGCGUGACCUAACACUCUGGAUAGCCGACACGAAGGCAAUCAUAGCUGCUGACGAACUAGCAAAAGACGUUGCAGGUGCAGAAGCCCAUGUCGAACGACAUAAUGAGCACAAGGGCGAAAUCGAUUCUCGUGAGGAAAGUUAUAAGGCAUGUAUGGAAGAGGGUCAGCGACUGGUUGAUAUGGGUCAUCCCACGAGUGGAGACAUAAUUUCUAAGAUGAAUACAUUGGAGCGAGAAAGAGCAGCGUUGCUAGCUUUGUGGGAUGAGCGACGAAUUCAGUUUGAACAGUGCAUGGAUCUGCAACUCUUCUACAGAGAUGCUGAACAGGCCGAAGCAUGGAUGGCCAAACAGGAGGCAUUCUUAGAUAACAAGGAUGUGGGAGAUUCUCUGGACGCCGCUGAGGCUCUUAUACGCAAACAAGAGGACUUCGAAAAGUCUUUGGCCGCGCAGGAAGAAAAAAUCAAGCACUUGGAGGCUUUUGCUGGCAAGCUGGUUGACGGUGGUCACUACGCGUCGCCUGAGAUUGCCAGUCGCAAGGAAGCUCUCCUUCAGCGCAGAACAGCUCUUCAAGAAAAGGCAGCUCUUCGUCACAACCAACUAGAGGACUCGCACCGUUAUCACAUGUUCGACCGCGACGCUGACGAGAUAAAAGCCUGGAUUGUCGAAAAAUUGAAGACGGCUACAGAUGAAAGUUACAAAGACCCAACGAACUUACAGACAAAAGUGCAAAAGCACCACAAUUUCGAGUCCGAAAUCAAUGCCAACCAACCUCGCAUUGAGGACGUCAAAAAGAUGGGCACCGAACUACUGGAGGCCAACCACUACAAAUCGGACGAUGUUCGUGCCAGGAUAAAUGAGUUGGAUGACUUAUGGGUCAAGCUUGUAGAUGCUAUGACCAAAAAAGGCAAAAAUCUUGAACAGGCGAACAACCAGCAACAGUUUGUUCGUAAUAUUGAAGACAUUGAACUCUGGCUCUCUGAAGUAGAGGCCCAAAUUGCAUCUGAUGAUCAGGGUCGAGACUUAAAUAGCGUCAUGAACAUGCAGAAGAAGCACAACCUUAUUGAAUCGGACGUACAAGGCCACCGCGACCGCAUUACGGCCUUCGAGGAUCAAGUGGCGAAGUUCGUUCAGGAGGGCCACUAUGACGCCCCCAUUCUAGAGCAAAAGCAACAGCAAGUGAUGAGCCGCUACGAAGCUUUAACGGAACCUCUCCAAAAGAAGCGCGCUAAGCUUGCCGACUCAUACAAGCUACACCAGUUCUAUCGCGAUGUUGAGGAUGAGGAGGACUGGAUUCGCGAGAAGGAACCCGUCGCUGCCUCCAGCAAUGUUGGUAUGCUCAUUAACUUUUUGCUUUGUACUUGAUGUCAGUUCCACGUGUAACGCGAGUUUAAGUUGCACGUUUUUAGUGGCAUCAGACAAAAAUAAUGCUACUUUUCACUGGCACUUGCCUCGCUUGCAAUUGCCCUUUUGCGGUAGCAAACACAUGUGUGCAAGUGUAAUUAACGUAUUUUCUUGCAGUGGCAUGUUCAUUUAGUCUAGAAUUUAUUUCUCACUUAUCAGGGCCCCUUUUCACUCCCAGUGCCUACUGACUACUCGGGCAUUUUUCACGCGAGAUUUUAAUCGUUAUUGAGCAUUCAUUAUUUUUUUAGGUCGGGACCUGAUUGGCGUCCAAAAUCUGAUAAAGAAGCACCAGGCCGUCAUGGCCGAAAUUGCUGGGCACGAGCCGCGAAUUGAUGACGUGUGUGCGGCUGGGGAGGCCAUGGUGAACGAGGGACACUUUGCUGCUGAUGAUAUUCGCAAGCGUAUUGCAGAACUGCGUAACUACUGGGAUUCUCUGCGCCAAAAGUCGGAAAACCGUCGACAACUCCUUGAGGACUCGCUUCAGGCACAGCAGUACUUUGCAGACGCCAGCGAGGCGGAAAGUUGGAUGCACGAAAAGGAGCCAUUAGUUGACUCUAACGAAUUUGGCCGGGACGAGGACUCUACAGAGGCGCUCUUAAAGAAGCAUGAUGCACUCAUGGCUGACAUCGAGGCAUACGGUUCGACCAUUCAGCACCUCCGCGCUCAGUCUGAGGCCUGCCGUAUGCAGGAAGUCCCAGUAAGUGACAUUCUCGGCAAGCAGUUGGUCAUGGCCCUCUACGAUUAUCAGGAGAAGGCGCCGCGGGAUGUUUCCAUGCGCAAGGGUGAUACCUUAACCCUUCUGAACAGCAGCAGCAAGGAUUGGUGGAAGGUGGAAAUUAAUGAUCGUCAGGGUUUCGUACCCGCGGCUUACCUGAAAAAGAUUGAGGCUCCACUGACUGACAGCCAGGCCCACUUAAACGACCAACCACUCACGAUCGCCGUUCAACAGCAGCGACUGGAAAACCAGUACAACAAUCUGCUUCAGCUGGGCCGCGACCGCAGAGAAAGACUGCAGGAUUCCGUACAGGCGUACCAGCUUGUGCGUGAGGCCAAUGAUCUUCACCAGUGGGUUGUGGAGAAGGAGCUUGUCGCUGUCACUGAGACUAUUGUACCGGGUCGUCUAGAGGAAGUCGAAUGUGAGAGGAAGCGUGUCGAGAAUUUGUUGAGUGAGCAGAAAGAUCGGGAAGCACGCGUAAAUGAUCUGCGUGACAAAGCCGAGAAACUUAAACGCGGUGGGCAGACCGAAGCUGUGGAAAAGAUUGAAGGAAUUGUGAUGCAGUUACAAAAGAAGUACGAACAGCUGGAAGAAGUUGCUGCCAAGAAGGUAAAGGAACUAGAUGACAUCAAUGCCGUCCAGCGAUAUCAUCGUGACUGUGACGAAGCGAAGGAUUGGAUUAACGAAAAAGAUGUUCGUCUGUCGACCGAUGAUGUUGGCAAGGACCUGACCUCUGUGCAAAGGCUCAUCCGCAAGCAUGAUGCUCUAGAGAGAGAUCUCGUUGCCUUGGGUGAUCGUGUUAAACAGCUAGAUGUUAAGGCAGCGGAUCUGGCACAAACUCACCCUCAAGAAGCUGAGGGAAUAUGCAAGCACCAGGAGGAAAUUAAUGGCCUUUGGAAUGACUUAACUGCUAAAGCCGAGAACCGUAAAGCCAAACUUCUGGACUCUCUGGACUUGCAGAAGUUCAUGGCUGACCACAGGUGGGCUACAUCCCCUUGGUUUCCGUUUUGUAACCAUGGCCUUUUAUUUUCCUCCAAAUUUCGAAUCUUGUUCAUAUAUUUCCAGAGAUCUGCAGUCAUGGAUGAAUACCAUGAAUGCCCUCGUCAAUUCAGACGAGCUCGCCUCUGAUGUGACUGGCGCGGAGGCUCUUUUGGAGCGUCACCAGGUAUACUUUUACUGUGGUCUACGAUGUAUGCAUCAUAUGUUUAUCAUCACAAAUUCCUCGUAAGUAAUUGUAACUUUCUGCCUGUCUUUUAGGAACACCGCGCCGAAAUCGAUGCCAGGGCAGGAACGUUUGAUAACUUUGAUGCGUUCGGUCAUGAAUUACUCGAAAACAAGCAUUAUGCCAGUCCUGAGAUUGCGUCAGUUCUCGAACAAACAGUCCAGGCCCGCAAUGAUCUUGCCGAGUAAGUCCUUUCUACCAAACCUCUGCUUGGCGAACACCCCUCAGCCAAUAUAAUUUCCAAACCUUUGGAUAUCCAACCGGUCUUUGUUCAGGAUGCUAGGACUAUUACCACCUCGAUCUUCUCUUUAGUUCUUGGAAAGCCCGCGAAAAGGCUUUAGAACAGUGCUUGAAGCAGCAACAAUUCCUCCGGGACUGCGAGCAGGCCGAAGACUGGAUGAGCAUGCGCGAGGCUACCCUGGUUGGUGAUGACGUUGACAGUAACAAGGUUGACGCUCUGAUCAAGAAACACGAGGACUUCAACCGCGCAAUUAACAUACAGGAGUCCAAGAUAAAGGCUCUAAACAACGCAGCCGAUGCUCUGAUCAAGGAGGGUCACUAUGACGCCGACGGUAUCGACAAGAAGCGCAACGAUGUCCUAACUCGCUGGGCGAAUUUGAAGGAUGCCAUGAUUGAGAAUCGAAGCAAGUUAGGUGAUGUGCAGACGCUACAGGCCUUCCUCCGUGACGCUGACGAGAUGGAAAUUUGGAUCAGUGAGAAGUUGCAAGCCACUACAGACGACUCCUACAAGGACCCAACAAUCAACGUUCAGGCGAAACACCAGAAGCACCAGGCCUUCCAGGCUGAGUUAGCUGCCAACGCAGAACGCUUGCAAGCUAUUCUUGGCGCUGGCCAACGUCUCAUUGAGAAGGGUAUGCACACUUUCGCCGGUCAAAAUUCAAAUUUUGUCCUCAGUAUAUACUGGUAACCGUCACUUGUUUUUUCUACCAUCUAUACAGGCCAGUGCAAGGGUCAGGAGGAUGCAGUGGAGGCUCGUCUUGCGAAGAUCGCUGACCAAUGGGACAACUUGAUCAAAAAGGCGGAGGAAAAGUCAGAUAAGUUGAAGGAAGCCAACCGACAGGCCGCGUACAACGCGGGAAUCAAGGAUAUUGAAUUCUGGCUGGGCGAAGUAGAAGCCUCCCUCGCUAGCCCAGACUACGGGAAGGACUCUGCUUCCGUUGAAAGCCUCCUCUCAAAGCACCAGGUUAGUUCACUAGUCGCAUUUACUGGCAGUCCUUUUUUUCCUCAUGUCAGUUUACUAAGGCGUAAACCAUUAUGGUCUCCCUACUUUGGAAGGAGGCCUUUAGUAGAAAUUUCGGUCGCUUAUAAGGCCAUACCGACCUCGGGUUAUUCGUAUGACUGUCUUUUGUUUGCUCACCCAGUCCAUAUUUGUAGCUGGCCUUGUUAGAAUUCCUGUCUGUCUUCUGUUUAACUGGCCAAUAUAAGCGUCCAUUAGUCAGAUGCAUUAUAAUGACCGCUGUGUAAACAAGGACAUUCAUUUGGAUGACUAUUUUUUGGCCCAAAAGUUAUUUCCAGAAAUUGGCAGUAGGGGUUUCAAAGUGCUCUAAACGACUUUACCGUUCUUAUAGGGAAGGCCUUUAACGAUGUCCCGUGUCCUGACUGUCCUCACGAACUUGUGUUAUUUUCCAGGUCCUUGAAACCGACAUUCAAGCACAUCAGGACCGCAUCGUGGAACUCAAUGCCCGUGCCGAUGAGUUCCUGCAGUCCGGUGCCCUUGAUGCUGACACAAUCAGGGAAAGGAAAAAGAUGAUCAACGAACGAUACGAGAAGAUCCGAGCCUUAACGGAGAACCGGGCUAUUACUCUGGGCAAAGCCAAGGGCUUACACGAUUUCUAUCGCAACAUCGAUGAUGAAGAAUCGUGGAUCCGUGAGAAAAAAAUCCUUGUGGGCUCUGAGGACUACGGCCGAGACUUGAUCAGUGUUCGUAAUCUUCGCAAGAAGCACAAACGUCUGGAAACCGAAAUUGCGGCCCAUGAUCCAACUAUACAACAGGUCAUUCAGCAAGGGAAGGAUUUGAUGACCAGCACCGAGUUGGCUGACCCGGCUGAAAUUCAAAAGCGAAUCGAUGUACGCAUGCUGUGUAUUUACUAACAUGCUGUCUUCUAACUCCCUAACAACUCUUCUGAUCCUAUUGAUUACUAAUUGUCUCGUAGCAUUUGGCGCAAGCGUGGGAGGAAUUGCAAGCUGCAACAACCAAUCGUCACAGGAAAUUGGAAGAAUCCUCCAACUACCAGGACUUUUUGGACGCGGUUGAAGAGGAGACUGCCUGGAUUCUCGAGAAACAGCACCUCUUGGGUAGUGAAGAUUACGGAGACACCCUUGCCGCAGUGCAAGGUCUUCUUAAACAGCACGAAGCGUUUGAAGCCGACCUAAAGGUAUGGUGCUGUCCCGCGCUAGCAUACCAUGCUUUCCUCGAAUCCCUUGCUCACUUCUAUUCGCUUUUUAGGUCCACCAAAACAAGUGCUCGGACAUCUGCACUGUCGGCCGGGACCUCAUUGAGGCCGGGAAUCACAACAAGCCUGCAAUUGAACAGAAAUGUGAAGGUUUGAUGGAGAAGGUUGGCGUCCUUGUGCAAAACGCGGAGCGAAGAAAAGCCCUUCUCUCGGAUAACUACGCUUUACUUCAGUUCAUGUGGAAGACGGACGUCGUCGAACUUUGGAUUGCCGAUCGUGAAGCCCAGGUUCAUUCCGAAGACUACGGGCGCGAUCUGAGCAGCGUGCAAACUCUGUUGACGAAGCAUGAAACGUUCGACACGGCUUUGGAAUCCUUCAGAACUGAGGGCAUCGAGACAAUUACUGCUCUCCACAACCAGCUUGUCCAAUCGCAACACGCCCAGACUCCUGCUAUCAAGCAGAGGUAAACUUCUUCUAGAUACUAAUACAACGUGCCUUUCGGUGGUUUAUUUUCUCCUGCAUUUUGCGUCACCUACAAUCGUUUUCGUAGAUUCAAUGCCCUGAUUGAGCGGUGGGAGCGUCUGCAACGUGAGUCAGACCGCCGUAAGAAAGGUCUGCUGGAGCUGCAGGAGCGCUACAAGCAGGUGGAAAAGUUGUUCUUGGAUUUCGCGAAACGUGCGUCAACCUUUAAUUCGUGGUUUGAAAACGCCGAGGAGGAUUUGACUGACCCUGUGCGCUGUAACUCUCUGGACGAAAUCCGCGCAUUGAUCGAAGCCCAACAGCAAUUCAAAGCCUCCUUAAAACCAGCCGAAGCCGACUUUGAGGAACUUCGUCAACUGGACGUCAAAAUCAAGGAAUACGGGGUAGGUGUCGUCUCAAGAUCACACAGCCGUUUUUAGAACCCAGACGUUGAUGUAUGCCUUUAAUCCAGUGUUUUCUUGACUUCAGGUUGGAGCCAAUCCCUACACGUGGUUCACAAUGGAGGCACUGGAGGACACUUGGCGUAACCUGCAGAAAAUCAUUCAAGAGCGUGACGACGAGCUGCGCCGUGAGCUUGCACGCCAAGAGCAGAAUGAUCAGCUGCGCCAGGAGUUUGCCUCGGCUGCCAACAGUUUCCACCACUGGCUGCAGGUGCGUGUGAUACACAUGUCGUAUGCUUCACGCAUGUUUUGUCGGCUUCAGUUCCUGGGGAUCCCUGUCCUCUGUUCUUCUCGAUGGGGUUUUUCGUCCUCUAUCAUAGAUCCGGAGUCAGCUUAUAUGCUCCCUGCUGUGUUUGCCUUUCAAUUGGACCCGUUAACAUUUCGUUGACUUCGAAUAACUGCUAAUAAUUUUGACUUCCGAGGUCUUAUCGCAUCCAGAUUACUUUAAAUGGUUUCCUUCAAACAUUUAGCUUGGUUUGCGUCGAGCAAAUAGCUUCUACUACAAACUCGUGUCUGCUCAGUGCGAGUCAUGCCGUAGCUCACUUAUGUCGUAAAAAAUGAGGAAAAGGGCGUUUGUUGCCACCCGAGCACCAGUCCUUAAGCAACCGCAUUCUGGCCUGCCCUUUAACUUGUUUUUAUCUCGGACCGACUUUCCACUCCUAGAAUGUGCGCAACUCCCUGAUGGAAAGCUCGGGCACGCUUGAAGAACAGUUGGAGGCAACGCGCGCUAAGUCCGUCGAGAUCAGGGCACGAAAGGUCGAUCUGAAGAAGAUUGAAGACUUGGGCGCUCGCCUGGAGGAACGUCUUAUCUUGGACAACCGGUAUACAGAGCACAGCACGGUAGGCCAUCUUGCCAACUAAAUUGCCUGUUUGCCACGUCUUACAAAUUUGUCUGAAAAUCCCGAGCCGCGUUUGCACAUGCACAUCUCAGCUUUCCAUGCGUCUACUAGACGUUUCUACCCUCAUCUCCUCUCAGGUUGGGCUAAGCCAGGCGUGGGAUCAACUUGACCAGUUGGCAAUGCGCAUGCAGCACAAUCUGGAACAACAGAUUCAAGCACGUAAUGUCAGCGGCGUGAGUGAGGAAGCUCUUCGCGAGUUUUCCAUGAUGUUCAAGCACUUUGAUAAGGACAAGUCAGGUCGCUUGGACCAUCGUGAGUUCAAGUCCUGUCUGCGCGCUCUGGGUCACGACCUACAAUUGGUAGAGGAGAACCAGGUGGACACCGAGUUUGAGAGUAUACUGAACGUGGUGGACCCCAACCGCGACGGUUACAUCACUCUGCAAGAGUUUAUGGCCUUCAUGAUCAGCCGGGAGACCGAAAAUGUUCAGUCGCGUGACGAGGUUGAAGAGGCAUUCCGAUCUCUUACCAAGGAGGGCAAGGACUACAUCACGAAGGCAGAGCUUUAUGCUGUAAGUUAACAUUUCCCCUUUUGUUAUCGGACGUAAGUUCGCAUCCAUGGACACCGUGCGAACUUUCGGCCAUUUGGUUCGGUGGGUUGCUAUUCAGAUAUUUCCGAAAGUUUAAAAUUUGCGAGUGCUUCUCUUGUUUUACCACACCUAAUCUCAUUCGCUAGUCGAAAGUAGAUUACUAAUCAUGAUGGAGUACCUCCUCGUGGUCCCUUAAAUAACCCAUCAUUUUUAGUCAGUAUUACAUCUACUGGUUCGCCGAAUAUCAGUCCGUCCCUUUACUGCACCCAGAGGAGUACCCAACACCAGGACUGCUAUUUUGUCUCCAAUGCCAGCCAAGUGUUGCCUUUUCAGGCUCUCAAAGUAUUUGCAACCAAUUGGAUAUCAUCUAUCCCAUCUAAGUUCGUGUUUUGAAAACAGUAGUCCAAUAUACCCACAAUUGUCAUUGUUGACCGCUACUGCACCUUUUUCCUAUCCGUCUGUGCCACAGUUUUUUUGUCCACGCCCCGGAUAAAUCGUUACUGCGAUCCUGCCCUUCGUGCUGUGCCUAUCAUCACUCUUUGCGCAGAACGCAAUAGGAACUAACCACGAACGCUACCAAAAAGAACUUGGUCACUUUUUAGGUCUUUGUCUAUUUGAUUUCAAUCAGCAACCACAGAAUCAACUGGACAUACCUAGAAAGCUCACGAAACAUUGCGUAUCAGUAUAUAACCUUGUACGAGGCGCUACCAGACUCCCUGGCUCUGUAGGACUGCUACAGGCGUAACCAAAUUCUGGAUGGGCGGGAUUUCUCCCUCCCCCGCCUGAGUUGAUAUUUCUACAGUAGGUGGCAGUGUGUGUGACCUAAAGCCUUGCCAGAAAGUAUCAAUUUUUUGCUUUGCUUUUGUUGGUUUCGUUUUAGGGCUUUCUACUCUCUACCGUUGCUUUCAUGGUUGCACUUUUUUGCUUCAGAACCUGUCUAAGGAACAAGCCGACUACUGCGUUCAGACCAUGCCUCCUUACUACACCAAGAGUGGACAACCAAUCCAAGAUGCCUACGACUAUCAGAGUUUCACCCAGCAGCUCUUCCAGAAGUAGGCUUUGAUUAACUGACCCCGUAAUCCCUUUGGUUUUGCCAGUCAACCGAUGUUUCCUGCAAUCGCCUGA